AUGGAGGCUUUUAAAAAGCUUCUUCCUCUCCUUGAAAACAUUGAGAAUGUGAGAAAGAAUGAAAAUUUAAUUGAAACCAAGCAGAUAGUUAUAAAGAUGAAUGUGGACACUAUGAUCAAGGCGAAGAGAGUGAUCGAGGAGAUGAAGACUCAGUUGGGCCAGAAGCGUCGGGAGCAACUUUAUAAGACUGAAAGAUGUGUAGCAAUCCGCCGUCGGCUCGAGGAGAUGUCAAAAGAGAUGUCUGACUUAAAGGUGGAGUUUGAUCUUAUCACCAAACAGGAGGAGGAAUUCGCUAAGGAGAUUUCCCCCACGCAGGCACAUAUGCUGAGGAUGAUUGUCGAUGUUAUCGCUGUUAGCCAAGCUACAACUCAAAUCAAAAAAGAGAUCAAGGCACUCAAGGAUGAAUCUGACACCUUGGAAAAUUGGGCCACAGAUCUUCAGCUCGAAUUGCGUUCUUUCCAGAGGGGUCACGAUGAAACUAGAAAAUCAAGAAAUCAAGGUAACUUUCUUGAGUUAUUGAAACUUUUAGCAUCCUACAAUGAUGAAAUUGCAAAAGUCGUGUUGGAAAAUGCUCCACAAAAUUGCAAGUAUACUUCACAUCAAAUUCAAAAAGAGCUCUUGCAAAUUCUUUCUAGUAGGGUAAAAAAGAGUAUUCGUGAGGAAAUUGGUGAUUCCAAAUUUUGUAUCGUUGUUGAUGAAGCUCGUGAUGAGUCAAAAAAGGAACAAAUGGCUCUUGUAUUAAGAUUUGUUGAUAAAGUUGGUUUAAUACAAGAGAUAUUUUUUGACGUGGCACAUGUUAAAGAUACCACAUCCUUAACUCUUAAGGAAGCAAUAUAUGAUAUACUUUCUCGACAUAACCUUGAUGUUUCUAACAUUCGUGGUCAAGGUUAUGAUGGUGCUAGCAAUAUGAGAGGAGAAUGGAAUGGUUUACAAGCCCUCUUUAUGAAGGAUUGUCCUUAUGCAUAUUAUGUUCAUUGUUUUGCUCAUCGAUUGCAACUUGCAUUAGUUACAUCAUCAAGAGAAGUCAAACCUGUUCAUAAUUUUUUUGAGAAGAUGAUCUUUAUUGUGAAUGUUGUUUGUUCUUUUACAAAGCGCCAUGAUAAGUUACAAGCUUCCCAAUUAGAAGAAAUUGCUCAUUUGUUAGAGAUUGAUGAGAUUGUAACUAGUAAAGGUUCAAAUCAAGUUGUUACAUUGAAACGAGCUGGAGAUACUCGUUGGUAA
This is a messenger RNA of Vicia villosa (hairy vetch), 1221 nucleotides long. RefSeq lists its product as uncharacterized. The record is from RefSeq and is a predicted model, not a curated record. Bases 1 to 1221 code for a protein of 406 amino acids. The transcript is spliced from 2 exons. NCBI's taxonomy places the organism in Eukaryota, Viridiplantae, Streptophyta, Magnoliopsida, Fabales, Fabaceae.